Molecule: messenger RNA, 1685 nt
Organism: Abrus precatorius (Indian licorice)
Lineage: Eukaryota; Viridiplantae; Streptophyta; Magnoliopsida; Fabales; Fabaceae
Product: protein FATTY ACID EXPORT 3, chloroplastic
Exons: 7
Coding region: 251-1201 (316 amino acids)
Cellular component (GO): membrane
Source: RefSeq, a predicted model, not a curated record
AUUUGAUUAGGUGUAGGUGUCAUUCUCACGCCCAGUUCUUCACUUUUUCCACUACUCACAAAAAACAGACACAUUCUUCCUCGUCGUUUAGGACUUUUCACAGACACUUACCCUCCAAUUUCAGUUUCCGUUCUUCCUUCUUUAAAUUCCCUUUCACUUUGAUUCCUAUUCCUUCCUUCAAACCUCUCUAACUACUUUUUCGUAACCUUCGCCUCUCUUCAACUUCAACCUCUCUCUCGUUCUUGCGUCGAUGAGUUUCACGAUGGAUUCGGUUUCGGUGUUGAACCCUAAACUCGCUCGCACCCAUUUCUCUCUUCCAUUCAACAGGUUUUCCCAUUGCGUUAAGUUCGACCCUUUGCUCAAACCUCGCGCUUUCGCACUUUCCGUCAACGCCGUUUCCCCCAACUCCUGCUUUCUCACCCUCCACCGACGCCCGUUAACCGUCGCUUUUGCUGCUUCGCACCAAGGCUCGGAGCAUGAAGAAAUUGAAGUGGAGAAGGGGCAUGAUGAGGGGGUCCACGCUGGCGCUGAAGAGUCACAAGAAGCAUGGAAGCAGGUUAUGGAUACGUGCAGGGAACAAGCAUUGAGAUUUCAAGGUGUUUCUCAAGAAGCGUAUGAAUUGUAUUCUAAGAAGGCCAUUGUCAUUCUGAAGGAUACUACAGAACAGUUGAAGGUGCUGGCCGAUAAGACGGGGAAUGAAUUGAGUGUGGCAGCGAAGGAAAUCACUGAUGAAGGCAAAGAGUAUUUAUCCGCAGCUGCACAGAAUUCGCCUGAGGUGAAGGACAUUGUGGAGACAUUCACCUCUCCACCGGAUGAUCUCCACAAAAUAUCUGGAGUUCGUGACUUCUAUGUUGGUGUACCUUAUGGUUUGAUACUUUCUCUUGGUGGCUUUCUUACCUUUAUGGUAACAGGAAGUCUUGCAGCCAUAAGGUUUGGUGUAAUUUUAGGUGGUGUCCUCUUGGCUUUAAGCAUUUCAAGUCUGAGAUCAUACAAAAGAGGACACCCCUCUCCUCUAGCUUUGAAGGGCCAAGCUGCCAUAGCAACUAUAUUGUUUCUGCGGGAGAUAAGAUCACUAGGCAAAGGAUCAACUUAUUUCACUGCCUUGAUCAGUACUGCAGUAGUGGCAUUUUAUGUCUAUAGAAUAUUACUGGAACGUAAUCAACAGAAGGGCUCAAACUUGGAAAGUGAACCAGAAAACUAGUUCCACGAUAAGUUUUUCACGGGCUGGGUCAUCAUAGACUAAAGACUCCCUGCUGAGGGUUUUGGUUCCAUGCCUGGAAAAAUGAAGCUCGGAAAAUCUGGAUAAAAUUUCAUGUGUACUUUCAUGUUUAGUUGUGGUUUAUUUGGAAAAUUACAAAUAUCAUGUUAUGAGUAACCUCUCUGAGGUGGGAUAUUACUAAAAUCUAGAUAUAUUUUAGUUUUUUUUGGGGCCCCUCUGUGUUUGUCAAUUUCUCCUCGAUCUUUGUGUGGCUUGGGGAGAGUAACCUUGACCAUGCACUUUAGAAACAUCAAAAUAAGUACCUAGCUCCUUGUGUUUUUCUCCCCGCAAGAAGGGAAAUUUUAAAACGUAAAGGUUAACUUAAGCGUGGGAUUGUAAACUAAUUUGAUUAAAACGCUUUUUUAUUAAUGUUUCUUCUGUACCAAACUGGAAGGAUGAGAACAAAUGCAGCUGACGUAAGUUCCCU